This is a messenger RNA of Solea senegalensis (Senegalese sole), 2024 nucleotides long. RefSeq names its product aldehyde dehydrogenase family 3 member A2-like. Gene Ontology annotation, cellular component: cytoplasm. The record is from RefSeq and is a predicted model, not a curated record. NCBI's taxonomy places the organism in Eukaryota, Metazoa, Chordata, Actinopteri, Pleuronectiformes, Soleidae. Gene Ontology annotation, biological process: aldehyde metabolic process. Gene Ontology annotation, molecular function: aldehyde dehydrogenase (NAD+) activity. The transcript has 11 exons. The coding region runs from base 102 to 1577 and encodes 491 amino acids.
CAGUGGGUGACUCCUCUGUUCGGAUAUAACUGUUGUUACAACAGAACGUUAUAUCUGUGUACGUAGUUGUAAAUACCUGUCGACCGGAGUUAGGCUAAAAGAUGUCCCGAGAACAGCUUGUUGUUGAACGAGCCAGGAAGGCUUUCCGGACAGGAAACACCAAACCUCUGGAGUACAGAAUCCAGCAGUUGAAGAGUCUGCUCCGCUUCAUCUCAGAAAGACGCAAGGACAUCGCAGAUGCUGUUAAAAGAGACCUUGGCAAGAGUGAACAUGGGACAGAGCUGUUUGAGACUAUGGGACUGGAGGGGGAGAUCCGCCUGGCCAUAGGGAAACUGGCAGAGUGGGCAGCUCCUCGGCCCGUUGAAAAGACCCCCAUCACUUUAUUAGAUGAGGUUUACAUUAAGCCAGAGCCUCUGGGAGUGGUACUUAUUAUUGGAGCCUGGAACUACCCAUGGGCUGUCACACUCCAGCCGCUGGUUGGAGCUAUUGCUGCAGGUAAUGCAGCCAUAAUAAAGCCAUCAGAGGUCAGCUCACACUCUGCCAAGCUCAUGGAGGACCUCCUCCCUCAGUAUCUAGACAAAGAGCUGUACCCAGUGGUGACAGGUGGAGUGACUGAGACCCAGGAGCUGCUGAAGCAGAGAUUUGACCACAUUUUCUACACAGGAAGCAGCACAGUUGGUAAACUGGUAAUGGAGGCUGCAGCUCGCCACCUCACGCCAGUCACUCUGGAGCUGGGAGGGAAGAGUCCCUGUUACAUCGACAAGAACUGUGACAUCACUGUCGCAUGUCGUCGCAUCACAUGGGGAAAAUUUGUCAACUGUGGUCAGACAUGCAUUGCUCCAGACUACAUCCUGUGUGAACCCUCCAUCCAGAGCAGAGUAGUAGAAGAGAUUAAGAAGAAUAUUAAGGAGUUUUACACGGAUGAUCCAAAGACCUUUGAGGACUAUGGACGCAUUAUCAACCAGAGGCACUUAAAGAGGAUCAUGGCAUUGAUGGAGGGCAGCACAGUUGCUGUUGGUGGAGAUAGUGAUGAAUCUCAGUGCUACAUAGCCCCAACUGUGCUCACAGGCGUUACAGGGACAUCUAAAGUGAUGAGGGAGGAGAUCUUUGGUCCACUCCUGCCCAUCAUCACAGUGAACAGUGUAGACGAGGCCAUUUGUUUCAUUAACGAGAGAGAGAAGCCACUGGUGGUCUAUGUCUUCACCAAUGACAACAAGCUGAUCAAAAGGAUGAUUGCUGAGACAUCUAGUGGUGCUCUGCUAGCUAACGAUUGUCUGGUCCACUUCACUGUCAAUACUCUGCCCUUCGGAGGAGUUGGGAACAGCGGUAUGGGCUGCUACCGUGGCCGGCACAGCUUCGAUCAACUGAGCCACCUGCGCAGCUGUCUCAUCAAGAAGCUGAAGAUGGAGGUGGUGAACAACAUGCGGUAUCCUCCACACACUGCCAGGAAAAUGGGCUGGGCUCGUUUCUUCCUUGUCAAGCAGGUCAACAUGUGCAGACUGCGCCGCAUGGCACUGCUCACCCUAUUCACUGCCAUAGCAGCAAUUGCGGUGCAGCGGUUCCUGCGCAGAGGCUGACAAACGCAAACCGUGGUGUGUGUUGGACUCUGACCCUGGAACAGAAACACGGACUCCCGACCCUCGGUGAAACUGGCCACACCUGACAUUUAUCGGUCCAGAUAAUUUCAUACAUGACCUCAUAUUUAACAGAUUUGAAAUCUGUGGAAACUUGAUUUUUACAUUUCAUCUCUGUUGCACCUUAAGCUGCUUUUAAAGUUUUAAUCUUCUUAAAUUAACAUUAUGCAAAUUAAAUCUGUAACACUUUAAAUUGAACUCCUCAAUGGAGAUUUGCAGUCAUAAAAAAUAUGUCAGUGCUAAUUUAAUUAUCGUAACUACACACACUACCUGCAGUGUGGACGUCCAUCACAGUGCAUCAUCAUGUGCUUUUAUAAAGCCACGUCUUUUACUUCACUUUGUGUACUUAUCACAUUUCACUGUCAAAUUAAACAUCAAACGUUAUUAUAA